This is a messenger RNA of Coccidioides posadasii C735 delta SOWgp, 1539 nucleotides long. RefSeq names its product diacylglycerol O-acyltransferase 1 (gene DGA1). NCBI's taxonomy places the organism in Eukaryota, Fungi, Ascomycota, Eurotiomycetes, Onygenales, Onygenaceae. Gene Ontology annotation, cellular component: endoplasmic reticulum membrane. The record is from RefSeq and is a predicted model, not a curated record. Gene Ontology annotation, molecular function: diacylglycerol O-acyltransferase activity. Gene Ontology annotation, biological process: triglyceride biosynthetic process.
CGUCAAUAUUCUGCUCUCAAAUUUCUCACUGUCAAAGGGCUACGCCAUAUGCUAUCUUUAGAGUUCAAUGACGCUGAGUAGGAGUGGCGGAACUUCCUCACAUCAAUGCCGGAUAUCGACAGGAUAGCGUCAGGAAUGAGUAUGUUGAAGGAGAAUGGCGACCAUCUCUUAAUUGAUGAGCACUCUGUCUUGCCUUCCACAGCCCACCAACCACUUAAAGGCUGCCCGAGCGAUGCUGCCCCAAGAGGGGGUUCCAUCAGCACCGAAGAGACCUGGCAAGAUGGGCGAGCAGGUUCAAUCUGUCCCGAAAGGGAUGGUGAACUCCAUUGUAAACGCCCGGGGGAUGUGGCAUCAGCCUUCGAUAAGAGGAUCCUAUUGAACGAAACCCCUUCUGGGCUUGGAGAGGUAGAAAGUUCUCUUGGGGUUCGGUGGGCUCCUCUUAGCAUUAGCCCGAGACGACGCUUUCAGACUUUAGUGGUCCUGUAUCACACCGUUUCCAUCGCUAUAUUUCUAACAGCUUUCUUCUUCUCCUGCGCCAUACCGUUAUUCUGGCCGCUUUUGCUGCCCUACCUUAUUUAUAUUUCGCUGUUUUCGAAGGUGGCCACUGACGGCUCUCUACGACGGCGGAGUCGGUUUCUGCGAUCGCUUAGAAUCUGGACGUAUUUCGCAGGAUACUUCCCGGCGAAGCUUCAUCGCUCCGAAGUUCUUUCACCAACGAGAAAAUAUAUUUUCGGAUAUCAUCCCCAUGGGAUUAUAUCGCAUGGAGCCUUCGCAGCUUUUGCGACUGAAGCUCUCGGGUUCUCCGAGCUUUUUCCCGGUAUUACCAAUACCUUACUUACCCUAGAUUCUAAUUUCCGCCUCCCUUUCUAUCGCGAUUACGCUCUAGCUAUGGGUCUAGGAAGUGUGUCUCGCGAAUCCUGCGAAAACCUUCUCUCCAGGGGAGGCGCAGAUGGAGAGGGCAUGGGACGAGCAAUUACCAUUGUGGUUGGGGGUGCGCGUGAAUCUCUGGAUGCCCAGCCACACAUGAUUCGUCUAGUCUUAAAGCGACGCAAGGGCUUCAUCAAACUUGCCAUUCGCACAGGCGCAGAUCUUGUGCCGGUGCUGGCGUUCGGGGAGAACGAAUUAUAUAAACAAGUGGCGUCCGACCAACAUCCCCUCAUACAUAAAUUUCAGCUUCUAGUGAAGCGUACGAUGGGAUUCACGAUCCCUCUUUUCCAUGCCAGGGGCGUGUUCAACUAUGAUGUUGGAUUGAUGCCGUAUCGAAGGCCGUUAAAUAUUGUGGUCGGGAGACCGAUUCAAGUGAUGCAGGAACGAAACAAGAAUAACAUUGAAGAUGCGUACGUGGAUGAACUGCAUGCCAGAUAUGUCGCCGGUUUACAGAAACUAUGGGAGGAGUGGAAGGAUACGUUCGCAACGGAAAGGGCAUCGGAAUUGGAAAUUAACUGAUUAUCUUGAGUCAUGGGAUAUUAAAUGCCCAUUGUGUUUAAGUUGACUGUCUCUUUUCUAUGGUUAACCGUCCUGCGUUACAUAUUCAGCGCU